Mirounga angustirostris (Northern elephant seal) is the source of this 5222-nucleotide messenger RNA. It is a transcript of the gene PTEN, whose product is annotated as phosphatase and tensin homolog. The coding region runs from base 732 to 1898 and encodes 388 amino acids. The record is from RefSeq and is a predicted model, not a curated record. Gene Ontology annotation, cellular component: cytosol; cell projection; nucleus. Gene Ontology annotation, biological process: phosphatidylinositol dephosphorylation; protein dephosphorylation; negative regulation of cell population proliferation. Gene Ontology annotation, molecular function: phosphatidylinositol-3,4-bisphosphate 3-phosphatase activity; inositol-1,3,4,5-tetrakisphosphate 3-phosphatase activity; phosphatidylinositol-3,4,5-trisphosphate 3-phosphatase activity. Lineage: Eukaryota; Metazoa; Chordata; Mammalia; Carnivora; Phocidae. The transcript has 8 exons.
CAGCCGCGGGGGCAGCGCCCUCGGGGAGCCGGCCGGCCGGCGGCGGCGGCAGCGGCGGCGUCGUCUCUCGCCUCGUCCUCGACCUCUCUUCUAACCGUGCAGCCUCUCGCUCGGCUUCUCGUGCAAGGGACGGUGGAAGCCGCGGGCCCGGGCGGGAGCCGGCUGAGGCGCGGCGGCGGCGGCGGCGGCGGCGGCGGCACCUCCCGCUCCUGGAGCGGGGGGGAGAAGCGGCGGCGGCGGCGGCCGCGGCGGCUGCAGCUCCGGGGAGGGGGCCGGAGUCGCCUGUCACCAUUUCCAGGGCUGGGGCCGCCGGAGAGUUGGUCUCUCCCCUCCUACUGCCUCCAACACGGCGGCGGCGGCGGCGGCACGUCCAGGGACCCGGGCCGGCUGUAAACCUCCCCUCCGCCGCCGCCGCACCCCCCCCGGCCCGGGCUGCGGAGGCCGCCGGCGGAGGCAGCGGCCGUGCCGAGGAUUCUCCGUCUCCUUCCCGUCCCGCGGCCGCCGCGGCCAGGCCUCUGGCUGCUGAGGAGAAGCAGGCCCAGUCGCUGCAACCAUCCAGCAACCGCCGCAGCAGCCAUUACCCGGCUGCGGUCCAGAGCCAGGCGGCGGCAGAGCGAGGGGCAUCCGCUACCGCCAAGUCCAGAGCCAUUUCCAUCCUGCAGAAGAAGCCCCGCCACCAGCCGCUUCUGCCAUCUCUCUCCUCCUUUUUCUUCAGCCACAGGCUCCCAGACAUGACAGCCAUCAUCAAAGAGAUCGUUAGCAGAAACAAAAGGAGAUAUCAAGAGGAUGGAUUCGACUUAGACUUGACCUAUAUUUAUCCCAACAUUAUUGCUAUGGGGUUUCCUGCAGAAAGACUUGAAGGCGUAUACAGGAACAAUAUUGAUGAUGUAGUAAGGUGUGCUGAAAGACAUUAUGAUACCGCCAAAUUUAACUGCAGAGUUGCACAGUAUCCUUUUGAAGACCAUAAUCCACCACAGCUAGAACUUAUCAAACCCUUUUGUGAAGAUCUUGACCAAUGGCUAAGUGAAGAUGACAAUCAUGUUGCAGCAAUUCACUGUAAAGCUGGAAAGGGACGAACUGGUGUAAUGAUUUGUGCAUAUUUAUUACAUCGGGGCAAAUUUUUAAAGGCACAAGAGGCCCUAGAUUUCUAUGGGGAAGUAAGGACCAGAGACAAAAAGGGAGUAACUAUUCCCAGUCAGAGGCGCUAUGUGUAUUAUUAUAGCUACCUGUUAAAGAAUCAUCUGGAUUAUAGACCAGUGGCACUGUUGUUUCACAAGAUGAUGUUUGAAACUAUUCCAAUGUUCAGUGGCGGAACUUGCAAUCCUCAGUUUGUGGUCUGCCAGCUAAAGGUGAAGAUCUAUUCCUCCAAUUCAGGACCCACACGACGGGAAGACAAGUUCAUGUACUUUGAGUUCCCUCAGCCUUUGCCUGUGUGUGGUGACAUCAAAGUAGAGUUCUUCCACAAACAGAACAAGAUGCUAAAAAAGGACAAAAUGUUUCACUUUUGGGUAAACACAUUCUUCAUACCAGGACCAGAGGAAACCUCAGAAAAAGUAGAAAAUGGAAGUCUAUGUGAUCAAGAAAUUGAUAGUAUUUGCAGUAUAGAGCGUGCAGAUAAUGACAAGGAAUAUCUAGUACUCACUUUAACAAAAAAUGAUCUCGACAAAGCAAAUAAAGACAAGGCCAACCGAUACUUUUCUCCAAAUUUUAAGGUGAAGCUGUACUUCACGAAGACGGUAGAGGAGCCAUCAAAUCCCGAGGCUAGCAGUUCAGCCUCUGUGACGCCGGACGCUAGCGACAACGAACCUGAUCAUUACAGGUACUCGGACACCACUGACUCUGAUCCAGAGAAUGAGCCUUUUGAUGAAGAUCAGCAUACACAAAUUACAAAAGUCUGAAUUUUUUUUUUAAUCAAGAGGGAUAAAACAACAUGACAACAAACUUGAAUAAACUGAAAUUGGACCUUUUUUUUUUUUUAAUGGCAAUAGGACAUUGUGUCAGAUUACCAGUUAUAGGAACAAUUCUCUUUUCCUGACCAAUCUUGUUUUACCCUAUACAUCCACAGGGUUGUGACACUUGUUGUCCAGUUGAAAAAAGGUUGUGUAGCUGUGUCAUGUAUAUACCUUUUUGUGUCAAAAGGACAUUUAAAACUCAAUUAGGAUAAAUAAAGAUGGCACUUUCCCAUUUUAUUCCAGUUUUAUAAAAAGUGGAGACAGACUGAUGUGUAUACGUAGGAAUUUCUCAUUUUGUGUUCUGUCACCAACUGAAGUGGCUAAAGAGUUUUGUGAUGCACAGGUUCACAUCCUACCCCUUUGCACUUGUGGCAACAGAUAAGUUUGCAGUUGGCUAAGAGGAGUUUCUCAAGGGUUUUGCUACAUUCUAAUGCAUGUAUUCGGGUUAGGGGAAUGGGGGGAGUGCUCAGAAAGGGAUAUCUGUCAUGCUGGACUCUGGACCAUAUACCAUCUCCAGCUACUUCACGCACCUUUCUUUAGCAUGCUACAGUUGUUAAUCUGGACAUUUGAGGAAUUGGCCGCUGUCACUGCUUGUUGUUUUGUGCAUUUUAUUAUUUUUUUUAAAGCAUAUUGGUGCUAGAAAAGGCAGCUAGAGGGAGUGAAUCUGUAUUGGGGUGCAGGAAUGAACCUUCCACAACUUCUUAAGAAUCCACAAAUGAAGGGAUAUAAAAAUAAUGUGGUCAUAGAUAAGAAACACAGCAACAAUGACUUAACCAUAUAAAUGUGGAGGCUAUCAACAAAGAAUGGGCUUGAAACAUUAUGAAAAUCGACAAUGAUCUAUCAAAUACAUUUUCUCAGUUGUAACGAGUGCUCCAUCUCCCGUGUAAUCAAGGCCAGUGCGAAAAGUCAGAUGCUGUUCGUACCGACAUCAGUCAACCACGUACACUUACUUUAUUAGUUUUCAAUCAUACACCUGCUGUGGAUGCUUCAUGUGCUGCCUGCAAGCUUUUUUUCCUCAUUGAGUAUAAAACAUUUUGUAAUGCUGCACAGGAAAUUUCAAUUUGAGAUUCUACAGUAAGCGUUUUUUUUCCUUCAAAGAUUUAUGAUGCACUUAUUCAAUCCAAUAGCUGUCAGCCGUUCCGCCCUUUUGACCUUACACAUUCUGUUACAAUGAGUUUUGCAGUUUUGCACAUUUUUUAAAUGUCAUUAACUGUUAGGGAAUUUUACUUGAAUACUGAAUACAUAUAAUGUUUAUAUUUAAAAGGACAUUAUUUGUGUUAAAAAGGAAAUUAGAGUUGCAGUAAAUUUUCAACACUGCACAAAUAAUGAGGCAUUUACUUUUUCAGUAGAAAUUGUCCCACAUAACGCUUUUAUCGAUUUUUAUUGAAAGAAUAGAUUUUUUUUUUUAACGUGCAGUGUUGAAUCAUUUCUUCAUAGUGCUAGACUUAGGACUAGGGCUUCAAUUUCACUUCUUAAAUAUCGUAUAUUUGAUAUGCCCAGACUGCAUAUGAUUCUAAGCAGAAUACAACUACUAUUGUAAAGCUAAUGUGAAGAUACUAUUUAAAAAGAAGUUUUUUCCCCCAGAAAUUUGGUGUCUUUCAAAUUAUACAUUGACCUUGAAACAUUUGAAUAUCCAGCCAAUUUACUCCUUAAUGGUAUAAAAUCUCAUUUUCAAUAACUUAUUGGUGCUGAAAUUGUUCACUAGCUGUGGUCUGACCAGUUAAUUUACAAAUACAGAUUGCAUAGGACCUACUAGAGCAGCAUUUAUAGAGUUUGAUGGUUAAAUAGAUUAGGCAGAACUUCAUCUAAAAUAUUCUUAGUAAAUAAUGUUCACAUGUUUUCCAUACCUCAUCAGUUUCAUUCAACAAAUAAAGUUUUUAAAUUUUUAACAAAGCUCUUAGGAUUUACACAUUUGUAUUUAAACAUUGAUAUGUAGAGAAUUGAUUGACUGCUCAUAAGUUAAAUUGGUAAAGUUAGAGACAACUAUUCCUAAGAUCUCAGCAUUGAAAUUUAUAUGCCACCUUAUCUUUCAUAAAAGCUGAAAAUUAUUGACUAAAAUGAAAAUCAACUAUUCGUGUUUUGAUGAUAGUUAUUAAUACUGUUAAUUUGUUACAGUUUUGGGCACGGUAUAUUAAAACAUAAUUUGUGUUGUUCCAAUAUGUAACAUGGAGGGCCAGGUCAUAAAUAAUGACAUUAUAAUGGGCUUUUGCACUGUUAUUAUUUUUCCUUUGGAAUGUGAAGGUCUGAAUGAGGGUUUUGAUUUUGAAUGUUUCAAUGUUUUUGAGAAGCCUUGCUUACAUUUUAUGGUGUAGUCAUUGGAAAUGGAAAAAUGGCAUUAUAUAUAUAUAUUAUAUAUAUAUAAAUAUAUAUUAUACAUACUACUCUCCUUUAUUUCAGUUACCAUCCCCAUAGAAUUUGACAAGAAUUGCUAUGACUGAAAGGUUUUUGAGUCCUAAUUAAAACUUUAUUUAUGACAGUAUUCAUAAUUAGCCUGAAAUGCAUUCUGUAGGUAAUCUCUUUGAGUUUCUGGAAUGUUUUCUUACUUAGACUUUUUGGAUGUGCAGCCGCUUACAUGUCUGAAGUUACUUGAAGGCAUCACUUUUAAGAAAGCUUACAGUUGGGCCCUGUGCCAUCCCAAGUCCUCUGUAGCUCCUUGCAAACAUUUUUUUUUUUUGCCAUAAUUAUUACAGGGCAGUUGAAUACAUAGCAUCCCCGUUCUUUGCUGUGGCACAGGUUAUAAACUUAAGUGGAGUUUACCGGCAGCAUCAAAUGUUUCAGCUUUAAAAAAAUAAAGAGUAGGGUACAAGUUACAUGUUUAGUUCUAGAAAAUGUGUGCAAUAUGUUCAUAACGAUGGCUGUGGUCGCCACAAAGUGCCUCGUGUACCUUUACAUACUGUUGACGUGUCAUGCAUGCAGACGGAGGGGGUGGGACUGUGCUCGGGAGUGGGGGCUCUCGCCGCCGCGUCUGGCGGAGCGGCCUUCCUCCCUGCCGGUUCGCAAGUUCAGUCUGUUUCCAUAGAGAAUCUAUAUACUCAACAUUUCAGUCUGUUAAACAGCCUUACUCUGAUUCAGCCUCUUCAGAUGCUCUUGUGCUGUGCAGCAGUGGCUCUGUGUGUAAAUGCUAUGCACUGAGGAUGCACAAAACACGAUGUGUGCGGGAUAAUGCCUCAUACCAAUCAGAUGUCCGUUUGUUAUUGUGUUUGUUAACAGCCCUUUAUCUCUUAGUGUUAUAAACUCCACUUAAAACUGAUUAAAGUCUCAUUCUUGUCA